AUGCACGAGUACGCCUUGCACGGCCCUUUAUCAUUGAAGAUGCAGGCCGCGGCAUUGACCUGGUUGGUGCAAGCUGCCAGCACUUCCACAAGCGGUUUCCAAGAGCGCAGAUGCGGGCCGAGUAUACUGGUGGCGAGGAUGACGACAGGUAGGAGUUUCUAA
Messenger RNA from Symbiodinium pilosum, 162 nucleotides. Lineage: Eukaryota; Dinophyceae; Suessiales; Symbiodiniaceae. The record is from the annotation of a GenBank genome assembly.